Molecule: messenger RNA, 417 nt
Organism: Entamoeba histolytica HM-1:IMSS
Lineage: Eukaryota; Evosea; Mastigamoebida; Endamoebidae
Exons: 1
Coding region: 1-417 (138 amino acids)
Source: RefSeq, a predicted model, not a curated record
AUGGUAGGGUCAUUAAACAAAACAAUGUACGGUACACCAGAUACACGAAAUAUUAUACAAGAUGAAGAAUAUGUUAAUACAAUAUUGGAAGAACGAGAUCUCCAUUUAAUAGAUGUUCUCAAUCUUUUAAAGGAUUUAAAGAAAAUUAAUAACGAAUGUAAUAUUUUGACUAAUGGGUUUGAAUUAAAACUUGGGUAUUUUCCUUUCGAAAGUCUUUCGACAUUAGUAUAUGGCCAUUUAAAAGCGAUUGAUAAUAUUGACUCACUUAUUAAAGAUUUUAAUAAGAAGAAUUCUUUAUUAAUUACAAAAUUAAAAGAAAUGAAGAGGAGAGACGAACGAGAAGAAAGAAUAGAUAAAUUAGAAAAGAAGAGAGAAGAAGAGACAAAACCAGAGAGAAGAAAAACUAGACCUCUCUAG